GUCUGUUUGAGUGAUAAAUGGGAUCUUGCCUGAAUUGAUGGUUGCCUGAAUCCCAGGCUUCCACAAAACCGUGGUCGGAAUGUGCUAGCCCGCAAUUAUAAAUGAACAAAGGAGCGACGAUACCUUACCUAUCCGACUGGAAAAUCGCUAAUGAGGGAGAGAACUGAGACCUGCCCAUCCAAAAAUCAUUGAGACCUCCCAUCCAAGACCCUUAUGCAAAAUGACACUCAUCAACAUAUCCAUCACCUCAGACCCGGUCUGUCCAUGGUGCUACAUCGGCUACCGCCGCCUGACCAAGGCCCUCCGCCUCUACCAGAAGACCUACCCGGGCGGUGGUCAAGAUGCCAUCCGCAUCACCUGGAAACCGUACAUUCUGGACGCUAACGCCCCGAUGGAGAGCAUUCCCUACAUGGGUACACUACCCCGUGAUACCCUCUCCCCAAUCCACAACCGCAUACUCAUCGACCUCGCAGAACGAAUGACCCAGAAGCUCGGCCCGGAGAAGGUCCCCCAUGCGCAAGCCCACCUCCAGCGACUGGGCCGCGCCGACGGGAUCCACUUCCGCUUCGGCGGGCGGAUCGGAAGCACCCUCCCCGCGCACCAGGUUAUCAUGCUCAGCCAGUUGCAGGAUCAGUGGCAUACGUCAGAGAGCGCAUUGACGGGGUCGGAUACUGGUGUCGGUGCGGCGGCGCUCGUGGAGGCGAUCUUCGAGGCGCAUUUCGAGCGGGAGCAGGAUAUCACGGAUGUUGAGACGUUGGUUCGAUUGGCGGGGCAAGCGGGAAUGGAUGAAUGUGUGGCUCGCUCGUGGUUGGAUGAAGGGCGCGGCGUGGCGGAGAUCCAGCAGGAGGCGCUGAGGGCAAGGGAGGAGGGGAUCGUUGGGGUACCGUACUUUCAGUUCGGAGAGGGGGAGCGGAUGCGCUCAUUGAGCGGGGGGCAGGAGGUUGCGGAGUUUCUGGAGGCCUUGAUUGCGCAUAAGGAGGGGUUGGAAGCGACAGAUGCUUCGAGUGGUGUGCGGGGAGUAGCAUGCGCUGGGGAUACUUGCUGAUGUCCAUGGAUGGAAGCAAGCUUGAGAGGCAUGAAGGAUUGUGGGGGCUGUAGUUGGUGCAUGUGGAAUAUGUGUUCAUUUUCGAUUUGCGUUUAAGCGCGUCUGGACGGAUGGGUCGCGGUCUGGAUCUGUUCUGAUGCAAGAGGUUGCAUAUGGUUGUUGUCCACACUCUCGGGUCCGAGGACUCUUCUGUUUAAGAUGCGAUAUUAGCCUGCAAUUCAGCGCAAGACUCACUCAACCACAGGACUUUCAAUUUGAGUUGGAU
This is a messenger RNA of Aspergillus aculeatinus CBS 121060, 1310 nucleotides long. RefSeq names its product DsbA family oxidoreductase. The record is from RefSeq and is a predicted model, not a curated record. Lineage: Eukaryota; Fungi; Ascomycota; Eurotiomycetes; Eurotiales; Aspergillaceae. Bases 221 to 1045 code for a protein of 274 amino acids. The transcript has 2 exons. Gene Ontology annotation, molecular function: oxidoreductase activity.